AUGGUGCGCCUUCGCGAUGGCAUGUGGCUCCCGGCGGAGGGCAUACGAACUGAGUAUGCCGAGGAUGUCUACACCAUCACACCGAGCAAGGAUGAACAGGCGCUGAGCUUGCUGUGCCCGACCAAGCACAUCCACUCGCGGGGUGAUACUCUCAAUCAACCCACCCUGACGCUUGAGGUUGCCGCCGAGAUUGAUGGUGUCAUAUCCAUUGAAGCAACGCACUGGGAUGGCGCACAGAACAACGGUCCUCAUUUCGAGCUCUUCCCCGACGGCAAGCCUGCCAGCAAUGGCAAAAUUGUUCGCGGCGACAAUGGAACCACCCUCCAGUCCGGUUCUCUCUCCGCCACUAUUCAUCCUGAUCCUCAUACCUUCGACAUUCAGUUCCAUAGCACGGACGGCUCUCAUCACCUCACCAGCCUGGGCAAUCGAAGUGUCGGAUUCGCUUACAGCCCUGCGCCGAGCACACCCAUGCAGCUCGCCAACAUGAAGGACUUCAAGCACUACAUGUUCAUGCAGACAGGAUUGUCUGUGGGCGAGUCGGUCCAUGGUCUGGGCGAGCGGUUCGGUGCCUGGAACAAAGUUGGCCAGGCUGUCUCUCUCUGGAACGCCGACGGCGGCACCUCCAGCGACCAGGCGUACAAGAAUAUCUCCUUCUGGAUGAGCAAUCGCGGUUACGGUGUCUUCAUCGACACGCCUGGCAAGGUGGACAUGGAAAUUGGCAGUGAACGAACCUGUCGCGUUCAGAGCGUCGUCGAGUCUCAGCGCCUCAAAAUUUACAUCAUCUACGGGCCGAGUCCCAAAGAGGUGCUCAAAAGAUAUACGACUCUCACGGGCAAAGCCGGCAAAGUGCCAAACUGGAGUUUCGGCUUGUGGCUGACGACAAGCUUCACCACCAACUAUGAUGAAGGAACGGUGCGCUCAUUCCUCGAAGGAAUGAAGGAACGCGGCGCACCGGUCGACGUCUUUCACUACGACUGCUUCUGGAUGAAAGCCUUCACGUGGACAGACUUUGUCUUCGAUAGCGAACGUUUCCCAGACCCGAAAGCCCAGAUCUCACGCCUCAAGAAAGACGGGCUUUGCAAGAAGGUUUGCGUCUGGAUCAACCCUUAUAUCGCCCAGCAUGGUGCCGCAUUCAAGACCGCGGCAGCUAAAGGCUAUCUUCUCAAGCGGACAAACGGAGACGUCUGGCAAUGGGACCUCUGGCAGGCUGGAAUGGGUCUCCUGGACGUUACCAAUCCAGAAGCCGUGCGCUGGUAUACCAAGUGCCUCAAUGAGCUGUUUGACAAGGGGGUCGAUGCGAUCAAGACCGAUUUCGGUGAACGCAUUCCGACAGAAGAUGUCAAAUGGCACGACUCCAGCGUUGACGCGCACAAAAUGCACAACUACUACGCAUUCGCGUACAACCGUAUCGUCUACGAGGCUCUCCAACAACGGUUCGGCAAAGACGAAGCUGUUCUGUAUGCUAGGGCUGCCUGCGCGGGUACACAGCGUUUCCCGCUGCAGUGGGGUGGCGACUGCGAGUCUACCCCUGAGGCAUUGGCCGAAUCCGUCCGCGGAGGCCUGUCUAUGGGACUGAGCGGGUUCUCCUUCUGGAGCUGCGACAUUGGUGGCUUCGAAGGCUCCCCGCCUCCGUGGAUCUACAAGAGAUGGGUGGCUAUGGGACUUCUCUGCAGCCACAGCCGGCUCCACGGAAGCAACUCGUACCGUGUACCUUGGCUCAUCGACGAUGAUGACCGGUCGGAGGAAGGUUGCUCCACUACACUGGCAAAAUGGGCAGCGCUGAAGAACCGCCUCAUGCCUUAUCUUUACGCUGAGGCCAUGGAAUCCAUUGAGAAUGGCCUGCCACUCUCUCUUCGAUCUGUCGCCGUCGAGUUUCCCGACGACCCGACGUCGUGGUUCCUCGACCGCCAGUUCAUGGUUGGCUCACGUCUGUUGGCCGCCCCCGUUUUCGAGGAGUCGGGAGAAGUCGAGUUCUACCUUCCCAGGGGUACAUGGACAUCCUACUUUACAAACGAGACCAAGAGCGGCCCUGGCUGGUUCAAGGAGAAGCACGGCUUUGGAACGCUGCCCCUCUAUGUGCGCGAGAACACGAUACUGGUCCUAGGUAAACGGGGCCAAUCAGGCCCCGUUUACGAUUAUGCCACAGAUGUCGAGGUCUGUUUGUACCAGGUGGUACCUGGUGCGGCAGCUGCCAUCGUUGAUGCAAACGGCGAUGUUGUUACGCAACUCGUGGCUGAAGAGAAUGGGAACAUCAAAGGCACCUCUCAGCUGUCAGGGAAGGUUACCUUCACGAAAAUGGGUCGCAGCCUGGAAGGCGAUGCUCCAGUCUCAAUCAAGACGCUAUAG
Purpureocillium lilacinum is the source of this 2346-nucleotide messenger RNA. RefSeq lists its product as uncharacterized. Lineage: Eukaryota; Fungi; Ascomycota; Sordariomycetes; Hypocreales; Ophiocordycipitaceae. The record is from RefSeq and is a predicted model, not a curated record. Gene Ontology annotation, biological process: carbohydrate metabolic process. Gene Ontology annotation, molecular function: hydrolase activity, hydrolyzing O-glycosyl compounds; carbohydrate binding.